Messenger RNA from Anopheles coustani, 2204 nucleotides. It is a transcript of the gene Zw10, whose product is annotated as centromere/kinetochore protein zw10. The record is from RefSeq and is a predicted model, not a curated record. Lineage: Eukaryota; Metazoa; Arthropoda; Insecta; Diptera; Culicidae. The transcript is spliced from 3 exons. Gene Ontology annotation, cellular component: RZZ complex. Bases 51 to 2114 code for a protein of 687 amino acids. Gene Ontology annotation, biological process: mitotic spindle assembly checkpoint signaling; endoplasmic reticulum to Golgi vesicle-mediated transport.
CGUUGUGCGCCAGUUCGUAAGGCCAACGCUUUGGUAGGAAUCGGUCAAAAAUGGAAAAUAUCGCUCAAACUCAGUUUGAAAAUGUGUCUUUCAACGUUCCGGAGGUGCUAUCGCUCAUCCGCAAGCACCAGGAAGAAGUGCGAGAUGUGGUGACCGCAAACUAUGUGGACUUUGUGGCAAACAACGCCACUAACAGUACACUUAUAGACAGUGGCAAAGAGCUGGAGACGCAAAUAAAGGAGCUCGUCGCCGCCACGAGUCAGCUAACGGUGGACAAAUCUAGCGGAGCCUGGAACGACCUACGCCACUACCAGCGCGACCUCGAAGAAGGUGUACGGGGGUAUAAAAUCGCCAGGAAGCUGCUAUCGAUCCACGACCUGUUCGAAAGCAUCAACCUGAAAAGCAAUGGGUACGAGAAAAAGGCGCACAUACUGGGCAAGAUCAAAGUGCUGCUGGACGAAGUGGAAGAUCCAGUCCUGCCGGAGCUGCACUGCUUCCAGAGUAUGAUCCUACGCUACGAAACGGAAUACGAGACACUUACCAACGAUCUCAAUGUGGAGUUCACCAACUUGGUAGUGCUGCAGCAGCGAUCAUUCCAAAACACCAAAUCGAUCACGAUAAGGAUCCGGAAGGACGAAGACAAACUGUACCAGGUGGUAGCUACGCUGAUGAAAACGCAACAUGACUUCGAGUCGGUAUCUCAGUUUCUGCUCGAAAAUGUCUUUGCUCCCGUGAUCGUAAAACCGGUCGCACUGAUUUGCGACGAGCAAUCCGAUGAGCAUAACGUGCUGAUCCAGCUGUCCUACCAACAAUCCGUCACCGAAGAGCUACGCCCCGGGUACAAGACCGUACUAUCGAACAUAAUGCAAAUUUUUUACAACCUCAGCAACAUGAACAUUGUCGUGUCGGACGAAGAGUGUCUGUUCAAGGUGAUUGCUAAGCAGAUGAAGAAAGACCUGUGCGAGAUGCUUAUCGAGCGUUGCCUGGAGCGUGACAUUCCCGACACAAUCGAGGGCAUGAAGGAAUCCACGAUGGUGAAGGACGUGUGCGAGUUCAACACAUUUCUGCUAACCACAAAGUUUGCUGACGACCGAAACGAUCAGCUGUUGGAGGUGUACGCCAACUCAAUCGAAACGAUCCAUCAGAAGAAACUUUGCGACAAUGUGCUCGAAUCUGCACUGGACAUAAUGAAACGCGAAAGUCACGAGAUGGUGCUGAUCGAGGAACACGAGUACCAGUUCGGCACUUCCACCAUGCGCUUCUCGAGCUGCAUGGUAACGCGCACGGUGGUGGAGCUAAAGAAGUUCCUCGACAAGGUACUAACCGAAGCAGACGCACACGGGAAAUCAGCCGAACGGUUCGUCAAAACGAUCGCAACGAUCCUAGAGCGGUACACUGUCGACGUUCCGAUGUCUAACGAGAAGCUGCUCUUCAAAAUACCGCAACAGUCGGCCCUGUUCCGGAACGAUUGCAUGUACCUGAACUACUGGCUGCAGAAAAAUGACAAUAAGCUAAAGGACCACUGUUUGUUCACGAACAUAGCCGACGCACUGAAGGCGUGCGGUGAGGAUAUUUUCCAGCACCAACUCAACAACCAACGGACGCAAACAAUGCAAGCAUUGAACGGAUUUAAACUUUCAAUCAAUUUAGUCGAACUGGGAACCGAGCAGCAACGUGCCAUCCGGCAGUGCAUCCGGCAGUUCGAGUUGCUGAAGAACGUCUGGCAAACCGUUCUGCCCGACCCGGUCUACAAGCAAAGCUUGGCGGGGCUGAUAGAUUUGUUUGUUCGCGAAAUCAUUAAAAGAAUACAGAGCCUCGAAGACAUUACCACGGCUAUUGGCAACGGGUUGGCGUUGCUUAUUGACACCAUGAAGGAAACACUGCCAAAUCUGUUCAAGGAUCCCAACGAUGUACACCAGCAUGUUAAACAGUGGACGAAACUACUGCAACUGCAGCAGAUAUUGAAUGGUUCUCUGGUGGAAAUUACUGAACUCUGGGCCGAAGGCAAGGGUCCACUAACGAUGUGCUUUAGCACCGAGGAAGUUAAGCAUCUUAUUCGUGCCUUAUUCCAGAACACCAAACAACGCCAAGCUUGCAUAGCUUCUAUUGUGUAAAAUCGCGUUGAAAGUAUGUCUACUUCUACUGUGGCCGCUUCGUGUCAUUGCGACAAAUAAAUAAGUUCAGGGUUUUAGAUGUAUGUAAAA